AUGGAUAUGAAGGAGGGCUGGAGGGUCCGACAUUUGGACGACGAACCCAUAUACUGCGAUGCUCCUUGUGACGAAGCGGAUAUGCUAUGUGCAGGCUUUGACCACGAAGACGACAAGACCCUGGAGGAGAGAAGACGCCGAUAUGAAGAGGCUGCGACUCGGUUUUUGCAGGGGCAUACGCCGAGACUGCUAUCCACGAUUCUCAGAGGCCCCUUCGAAGGACCAGACGCAAAAGGCUGGGUGAACCCAUGGCAAUCAAGAAGCAAGAAUACGUUAGCUGCCACACAACCAGCACCAACGCCUGCUGUCAAACCCACCACAGAGUCCGAACAAGGCAAUGUCGAAGAGCUUGAUGUCGAGGAUGCAGCGUCUUGUCACCUACCGAGCCCGCGAAGCCUGGAUCAAGUUGGUUUGAGCCCGCAUCCUUUCAUGGAAACAGACGAACUCGAGCGAGUCCAAGCAUGGAGAAGUAGUACGGAGUCUGUCAGUGAAACACAAGAGUAUCCUUGGUCGCUAGACGCUUCUCUUUCGCAGUCCCAUUCACAAAUCCAACGUAAGCGACGGUCAACAGGAUCAGAAUGGCUCAAGCGGCAAGACACCAAACGACGCAAGGCAGGGGAUACAAAUGAUACCAGGGCAGAUCCCGGUGCUUCCCAGCUUGAAGACGCAGCCCUCAACCAUAAUAUGUCACACCUUGUCCAAGAACGAGAGGACGCAGUCAUGGGGGAUGAGACCGCAAGCUUGGAGAGCUCUCGAAUAAACCCACAGACUCCGCAGAAGGCUUGGCAUUCAACUGUGACUCUAUCGCAUCAGCAACAACUUUCCCAAACUCGCAACAACCAUGCCGCUGCUAUCCAGGAGGGGAUGCCAGCGGCGCUGAGCACGCCGAUCCAGACUCCCCAGUCCACUAGGAAGAAAGGAGUCAAUAUUGAAGAGAGUGCUCCGCACAGCAGUGGUGUCACUAUGGUCAGGGAAGAAGCUGGCAAGAAUGCCGAGGGUAGGCAUGAAUUCGAGACCCAGCAAGACGAAAGCUUCUUGUUCCGGGCAAGACGAAGGAACCAAGCCCUCAAUACCUCGAACUUGAGUCCCUUAAGGAGAAGGUCCUCCGGCCGAGUUUCUUCUGCCGCUUCCACUACUUCUAUUGAGACUGACUCUCAAGGCGAGGUCCAAGAUUUGGAGGGCGAUGCUUGCAUGGCUGACGACACCAAAGCUACCUCCCCAGAAUCCAACGCGGAGGAUGAAGGCCAAACUUCUCCAGGGAAGGAUACAGUGCAAGGGGUGGAGAGCCACGGGUUAAUCUCAGAGCCUAUGAGCAGUGAUACAGCCCCCGAUGCGACGAAAAAAGACUUGGACCCCACAGAAACGAUCAACAACGAAGUCACAGAAGUACUUGAAAGUCUAGAUCAGCAUUUGCCAGUUCAGACGAACCCAACAGCAGGUGCCACAGAUUUGAUAUCGAGCCAAGAACCGACCCUCGUGGCAUUUUCUGCAACACAGGAGCAGCAAGAGGAAUUGCCGCUGAAAGAAGUUGACCUAGAGCCACUAUGCCCGCCAACACCUGUGAAUCAAUCCCCUACACAAAAGGAACCAGCAAUCCAAGCCUCCAGUUCAUCCACGGGCAUACUACCGAAUCUUUUCUCUCAGAGUCCCUGGUCGAAGCUGAGCCAGUUUAUCAUUGCGAGGAGUCCCAAUCCAUUGAGCAACGCUGAUAGGAACCACCGACAACCGGCCAAUGCCGACGUAUCUAUUGCCGAAGGCUCCAAUGCUUCGCAGACUCCGGCAACACCAUUGAUGACGUUAGCUACCGAUGCCGCUAUAUCUAUUGAAAGAAAACCUGAUCAAGCAGCCGAGCGACCUUCGCCAUGCACUACCAACACAGUAGCGGGCACAGUCAAUCAGCAAAAUAGUCCCGCACUACCGGCUUCGCAACAAAGUCCAUGGAAUAUGGACGUACCGGCCAUUGCUCUGCCUCAGCAGCAGCAACAACCGAAGGAGAGUGAUACCGACAGCUUCAUCGACCCAAGCUGCCAAAGUCCUUGGACUGUGAGUCCAGCAAAAAUGCGCCAAGCGGCCCGGGAAGCCCUUAUGUCAAGAUUCUUCAAUGUUACUGAACCACCUUCGCCUUCCCCGCUUGCUCCAGUCGCUGUGAUGACUCCUGCGGCUUCAUCUGUCGGCAACGAGCAGUCCGCCACCGUCGACGCCCAAGAGUCAGUGUCGCCAGUACCCAUUUUCUCGAUCAAGUCCUUUGCAAACUUCCUUUCCCCAUCGCCCGAAAAGCCACGCCGACGUCUCAACAAGGUCCGCAGAAGUACCGUUCACCUACCCAGUACACAGAACCUGAUCGCCGCUACAACCGACAAUCCAUGGGACAGUGUACAAAAGUCCGUCAAAAGGGUCAGAUGGGCACUAUUGCCCAACGAAGUCGAAGGCGACAAAGACAUUGAGUACCGAGAUCCCAGUACGCCCACGACGCAGAAAGCUGCUUCGCCACCGCCAGAGACAGCAGUAGCUGAUUUACCAACCGGCGAAGACGACCAAUAUAAAAAGCACUUCCAAGCUGUCUCGCUCCGAAAGAAGCUGCAUCACCACCUCUUGCCUUCAGCAUCUCAGCAGGUAUUGGAGAGUCCGGGUCCGAUGGCCAUGGCGGAGGCCUUUGUCUCCGCAGAUUCAUGCCGACCACCUCCAGCGCCAGAGGCAACGAUGCGUGUCGAUGAUAUCCCAUUGGUUCAGAACAAUGUCGAGAGUCAAGAGUCUGCGAUGGAUGACGUUGACGACGUCCUUCGUCACCUCAACGAAUUCAUCGAGAUGGUCGAUGUUGAAGCUGAUCUCGCAAGAGCUGAAGAGGAAGAGAGGAAGAAAAUCGAUAAACAGCAACAGCAGCGGGUCAGCCAGGCUCUAGGCAACGGACUCGGAGACGGCUUCAGCUUUGACGCGAUGAUGGACGCAGGAGUGUGGGAUUGA
Colletotrichum orchidophilum is the source of this 2961-nucleotide messenger RNA. RefSeq names its product protamine P1. NCBI's taxonomy places the organism in Eukaryota, Fungi, Ascomycota, Sordariomycetes, Glomerellales, Glomerellaceae. The transcript has a single exon. The coding region runs from base 1 to 2961 and encodes 986 amino acids. The record is from RefSeq and is a predicted model, not a curated record.